This is a messenger RNA of Bolinopsis microptera, 1291 nucleotides long. RefSeq names its product dehydrogenase/reductase SDR family member 1-like. NCBI's taxonomy places the organism in Eukaryota, Metazoa, Ctenophora, Tentaculata, Lobata, Bolinopsidae. The record is from RefSeq and is a predicted model, not a curated record. The transcript has 7 exons. Bases 4 to 945 code for a protein of 313 amino acids.
AAGAUGAGUUUACAUAACAAGAUCUGUCUGGUGACUGGUGCUUCACGUGGUAUUGGUAGAGGUAUAGCUCUGGCUCUAGGUAGUGAAGGAGCUACCGUUUACAUAACUGGACGAACUCUGGAACUUUCCAGCAAAGCUCCAGGAUCUCUGAAUAUUACUGCUGAGGAGGUGAAUGCAAGGGGUGGAGUUGCUAUUCCUGUUCAAUGUGAUCAUGGAGUCGACGAGGAGAUUCACAGACUUUUUGAUAAGAUCAAGAAGGAUCAUGGAAAGAUUGAUUUGCUCGUCAAUAAUGCAUUCAAAGGUGUUGCAACUAUCGAAAAGAAUACGGCAAUCCCUUUUUGGGAGCAGGAGAAAGAAUCAUGGGACGAUGUUAUUCACGUUGGUUUGAGGUGUCAUUUCAUAGCAUCACAAGUAGCAGCUAAAAUGAUGGUUACUCAGAAAGAUGGCCUUAUCGUCAACGUCUCCUCAGCUGGGGCCCUCUUCAAUUUCUUUACCACUCCUUACGGGGUGGGCAAAGCUGGGUUGGAUAAGAUGUCUGAAAUGUGUGGUAAAGAGUUGGAACAACACAAUGUCACCUGUUUAUCACUGUGGCCUGGACUUGUGCAAACUGAAGCUAUUGUUGCUGCAAAGGAGUCACUCGAGAAAAAGAAAGGUGCUGGUGUUAAGAUCGAUGUGUCAAAAGGAGAAACUGUGGAAUAUGCUGGAAGGGCUAUAGUUGGACUCAUGAAUGACAAGAAUUUGCUUGCCAAAACCGCAAAGACAAUCACAACUGCUGAUUUAGGCUCAGAAUAUGGUUUCAUUGAUGUCGAUGGAAGAACCCACCAUUCAAUGCGCUGUGUAAAGGCAGGAGUUGCUAUGAAGCAUCCCUGGCUCGCUGCUCUUAUUCCUGCAUUUAUAAAGGUACCAUGGGCCUGGCUGGUUGCCAUGGUUCAUCAUUAUUAUUAACUUGAUUGUUGACUACUAACUAAAACUCACUUUGAUUUGGUAGAUUAUUAAUUACAAUUAUUACGUAGUACUUACGUUUUUACAUUUUUUUGGAUGUUAAUUAUCACACGUUUACCCUUUUCCCUUAUGAUUUGAUUACAGUAAUUUUUUAGUUUCAGAAUUUUAUCAAUAUUAACAGAUUGUUUAACAUAUUUGAAUCAAACUUUUGUAUAGAUUUUAGAUUGCUUUGAUUUAUAAUAAUAUUAUGCUCUAAGGAAUAGUUGUUGUGCCCGGAAUUGCACUUUAUUUUAUCAAUUUAUAAUUUAUUUAACUUAACACAAUUUUUAGAUGUCUCAAUAAAUUGUGG